AUACCGUCAGCCAUUGGAUUCAUUUGUCGAGGAGGAGGAGGAAUCGGAUGUACAUAAGAACCAAACCAGGGUCACCUUUCUUGUUUCUACACUUUUAAAAAUAUUCCCAGUCUGUUAAGGUGCAAUUCUCAAUGUGGAUUUGGUGUUAGCCGACCUUCGGCAGCUUGUGUCUCCACUCCACCCGCCUGCCACCCAAAUAUUCAGCGACAGAUGACAGUGACAGGCAGGGUGUAGUUAGCUGUUCAGUGAUAAGAGAUAAACUGUGUCACGGCGGCUGUCAGACGCAGAUAAAACUGACAAUAACGGUCUAAACUCGGUAAUGUAGUUGCAGAAAGCUCUACAACUGCUCUGCUAUGGAUACGGUACUUUGACCUACCGGGCUAUGGGACUAAUGUUUCUCUUCUGGACGGACUUAACAAGAAACGCCUCGACACCAUCGUUUUCUGAAUCUGACUGACCACUAAGUAACAAACAUAUAUCUUUUAACUUUAGCUAUUAUCAACAGUUCAACUCAGACGAUGCUGCUUUUAAUUCGCACGCCAAGGUGCCCACAUGCAGUGUAUUUGUCCAAACUCAAGCUACCACAGCCGAGGAUGCUGUGGCUGGAGCACCGUCUGCCUCCCUCCGCUGCCUUCCGCAGGAAGAGACCGUCGACCGUCAAGUCAUCAGUCCAUCCGACACCUGCCUUCCCUUUCUGCUCACCCGGACACUUCAUGUCUGCCCUGUCCUGCAGUCCACUUCGGGGUCUUUCCAUACUCCAUUCACACACACCGACAGGCGGAGCACGGACAGUCACACACACACCUGUUGCCUUUGCCAGCUCUUCAGCCUCUUCUGCGCCUACACCAGCCGGACCAGCAAAGACCCAGACGGACAGGGAUCAGACACCGACCACGGUUCCCCUGGAGGAUGUUAAAAGGAUUUUGCAACUUGCUCACCCGGAGAGAUGGAGACUGGCAGCUGCUUUAGGGUUCCUAACUGUCUCCAGUGCAGUAACCAUGUCCGCUCCAUUCCUCCUGGGUAAAGUGAUCGACACCAUUUACACCACUGGAACAGACACAGAGACGAUGGCAGCCUCCCUGACAUCAUUAUGUAUCAUGCUGACGGGAGUGUUCCUGUGUGGUGGGGCAGCCAAUGCUGCCAGAGUCUACCUCAUGCAGACUUCAGGCCAACAGAUUGUUCGUAAUCUCCGUGCCGCCGUCUUCUCCUCCAUCCUCAGACAGGAAGUGGCAUUUUUUGACAAGAAUAGGACCGGUGAGCUUAUCAACCGCCUCUCUGCUGACACCACCGUGGUGGGCCGCUCGAUCACUGAUAACCUGUCAGACGGGCUGAGAGCCGUCGCCCAGGCAGCUGCUGGUGUCAGUAUGAUGUUCUAUGUCUCCCCCAGUCUUGCAUGCUUUGUGCUGCUGGUUGUUCCUCCUGUGGCCGGUCUUGCUGUAGUCUAUGGCAGAUACCUGCGCUCCAUCUCCAAAUGCACACAGGAUGCACUUGCACAAGCCACACAGUUGGCAGAGGAGCGUAUCAGCAACAUACGGACGGUCAGAGCUUUUGGUAAAGAGCUGUCAGAGGUAAACACAUACACACAGAAGACAGACCUGGUCCUCAGCUUGGCCAGGAAGGAGGCUGUUUUACGAGCUGGCUUCUUUGGAGUGACUGGUCUCAGUGGUAACAUCAUGAUCCUGUCAGUGCUGUACAAAGGUGGGCUUCUGAUGGCCAGCCAGCACAUGACUGUGGGAGAGCUCUCAUCAUUCCUCAUGUACACCUUCUGGGUGGGCAUCAGUAUUGCAGGUCUGAGUUCAUUUUACUCUGAGCUGAUGAAGGGUUUUGGAGCAGGAGCCAGACUUUGGGAGCUGCUGGACAGAAAGCCUGAGUUUCCUCUAAAUGAAGGCCUCAUGCUUCCUUCAGACCAGCUGAAGGGUCGGUUGGAGUUUUCUGAUAUCUCCUUUGCCUACCCGACACGUAAGGAGGCUCCUAUUUUCCGGAACCUCAAUCUGCUGGUCCCAGCUGGUACCAUCAUGGCUGUGGUGGGACCCAGUGGCUCUGGAAAAUCAACCCUUGUCUCUCUGCUUCUCAGGCUGUACGACACUGAUGCUGGUAUCAUCACCAUAGAUGGUCAUGACAUCAGAGAUCUGAAUCCCUAUUGGCUCAGGAGUCACAUUGGAACUGUCAGCCAGGAGCCCGUGCUGUUUUCUUGCUCUAUAAGAGAUAAUAUAGCAUACGGUGCAAAGGACCCAGAAGCUGUGACCACAGAGGACAUCUACAGGGCAGCCAGAGUGGCCAACGCCUUUAACUUCAUCCAGACCUUUCCUAAGGGCUUUAACACCAUAGUGGGGGAGAAGGGAGUGCUGUUGUCAGGUGGUCAGAAGCAGAGGAUAGCAAUAGCCAGAGCUAUGCUCAAAAAUCCUAAGAUCCUGCUGUUAGACGAAGCUACCAGUGCAUUGGAUGCUGAGAAUGAGUUCUUGGUCCAGGAGGCCUUGGAGCGUCUGAUGGAAGGGAGGACAGUUGUGAUCAUCGCUCACCGUCUGUCCACCAUCCAGAAUGCGAAUGCAGUUGCUGUACUGGACCAGCGGCGUAUAGCCGAGUGUGGCCAGCACACAGAACUGCUAGGCAACAGGCAAGGACUGUUCAGAAAACUGAUGGAGAAACAGGCGUUUCUGCAAGAUGAACAGAAACGGGCACUUCGUUGAGAGGACAGGGAGUACACAGGAGUGGAUGAGGAAGAGAGAGAAAACAGGAGGUGAGACCAAUUCCUGGGAAAAAGUGGCUUUGCUCUAGAAAGGGGUCGGUGGAAAGGGGGGGGAUAUUGCCUGGAAUUUAUAGACAUUGAUAAAAGCUGAAAGAAAGCAGAACUUCAUCUGUACGGACUACAGAUACACACUAGAGAGAGAGAGAGGAGAAUGGAAAAUCACUGAGAAACAUCAAAGGGGUUUCUUAAAUGCUGCAGGUGUUUUUUCACUGUUUAAAGGACUAUUUGGCACCACAUGAAGAGCCCUUUGGAAAGGAAACAGACAGGGUAAUCCACAGCGAAGACCUAAGAACUGAAACAUGGAUCAGAGAGCUCCUCAAGGUGCUUUAUUUUGAAAAUAUGUAAUUCUACACUAAAACACAUAAUAUACAUAAUAUCAUAAAUCAUUGUCACUACCACUAGUUUUACUAGUUUUCAAGGAAAGCCAAGAAUCUGGUGAAAAUGACUUUCUUUCACUUCUAUGGGACACUGUAGUCUGUUAUCACUUGAUGAGGAUUUUUAUAACCUAACCAAACCAAAAACAGUCCAGUAUCAUGUACAGAACUUCUAAAUGUGUAUUUAUGUCGACAUUAUGGAUUUUUAAUACUUGAAGCUUACAUGCCUUUUACAGUCAUUUUGGGUUUAAACACGCCAAAUGAAGCAGCUAUUUGUGUUGUUGUAAAAGAGGGCUGAACACUAUAAGGACAUGAUGUUAAUGUAUGCCCAACUGCCAUGAAACAUGUUAGUCAUUGUCCACCGCUGAGGUGCUACACAUCUAAAAACAUUAUUUCUCUUAUCAAGGAUUUGGUCUCAGUUGAUCACAAUUACAUUGGGAUGGGUUUGCCAAUGUGUUUAGAUUCAGUUUUUCUUUCUCUGGGUGUGACAGCUCAACUUUACCAUCUUGUAAACGUCAAAAAAAAAGGUUUUGACUUGGGAAAGUUGAUUGAGGCCUGCUAAACAGCAUUUCUUCUGGUAAAUGUUCUGCUGCUCUCGGGGAGGAAGGUUACAUGAGACAUGUCAUCAAAGUCAGAGCUUGUCUGUGUCAUGAUCCCCCCCCCCCUUUUAACAAUUAUCCCUUUGUAUAAAAUCACUAAUCCUUUAAUUUUUUAUCUGGUUUUGUAAUCCUGGUUAAUGCUGACUUUCUUGGUCUAUUCUUUAAACGAUGGGGAAAAAACUGAAACCAAAAGCAAACCUGAAACCAUUACAACUUAAACAUGUGAGUGUACAGCAUUUCUGACAUACUGCAUGCAUACUGUUGACCACUGUGUCUGUCAGCGUGUAACUCUUCCAUGCUCUGUUCAGUGGUCGGUGUUUACAGAGUGUGCACUUGGCCUGCAUUAAAUACUAUGUAAACAGCCCCACAACCACAUACAUGUUAGCCAGCUAAAUGUACAGUAGCUGGCUUAGAGGGCCUGGCUAAGAAGUAAGGAUUCUUCUCAGUAAAUAUUUGCCUGGUAAAUGCCCACUUCACUGCUAAAGGGGAAUAUGGAGUAGAGUUUUAACACCAGACAUGCAAAUGCCUUUAGUUUGAAUUUCCCACCGCUCUAAAGGAACUGUAGAUUGGAUUGUUUCUGAAAUUGCUUGUGAGAAAACUCUAGUUGUCUGGCGAGAAGCUUUUAGCAACAUUGCUUUGCAGCACAGGAGAUAUACAAAUAUUCCCAAAUGAUCACAUAUUAUUUUAGUCAGUCUCUGGACUAUAACAAAACUAUAUUUAAAACUAUAUUUCCCA
This is a messenger RNA of Etheostoma spectabile (orangethroat darter), 4454 nucleotides long. RefSeq names its product ATP-binding cassette, sub-family B (MDR/TAP), member 10 (gene abcb10). Gene Ontology annotation, molecular function: ATP hydrolysis activity; ABC-type oligopeptide transporter activity; ATP binding. Lineage: Eukaryota; Metazoa; Chordata; Actinopteri; Perciformes; Percidae. Gene Ontology annotation, biological process: oligopeptide export from mitochondrion. The record is from RefSeq and is a predicted model, not a curated record. Gene Ontology annotation, cellular component: mitochondrial inner membrane.